AAGGGUAUCGAUUGUAACAUGCGUAGACGUUUCAAGGGUCAAGCUCCUAUGCCCAAGAUCGGUUACGGUUCCGCCAAGAAGACUCGUAACUUGUUGCCCAACGGUUUCCGCAAGUUCGUUGUCUCCAACGUCCGUGAACUCAACUUGUUGUUGAUGCACAACCGUACUUACGCUGCCGAAAUUGCCCACAACGUUUCUUCCAAGAAGCGUGUUGCUCUUUUGGAACGUGCUGCUCAAUUGAACGUCAAGGUCGUCAAUGCUGGUGCUCGUCUUAGAUCUCAAGAAUAAUUUGAGUAAUUUUUUUUUCUUACUUUGAUAUAUAUAUAUAUAUAAAAAGAUGUAGCAUUGGAUUACCCUUUC
This is a messenger RNA of Gilbertella persicaria, 360 nucleotides long. RefSeq names its product ribosomal protein L32e. Gene Ontology annotation, biological process: translation. Gene Ontology annotation, molecular function: structural constituent of ribosome. Lineage: Eukaryota; Fungi; Mucoromycota; Mucoromycetes; Mucorales; Choanephoraceae. The transcript has a single exon. Gene Ontology annotation, cellular component: cytosolic large ribosomal subunit; ribosome. The coding region runs from base 19 to 288 and encodes 89 amino acids. The record is from RefSeq and is a predicted model, not a curated record.